AUGUAUUUGCUUGAGCGGGUCCACCCGUCAGUGCAGGCGGCCGUCGAUCGCAUCUUGUCAGGGGAGAACAAAACGCCCCACACCGUCGUGCGUGACUUUGAUGCAUGCGAGUACCACAUCCAGGUCGAGUGGACGGAGUCGGGGGGCGGCGCGGGGGAGAAGACAGGCGACGACGCUACGCCGCAUCGUGAGGCGCAGGAUGCCGCUGUCACCAUCGCGCUGCGGCACGCCACGCCGUUUAAAGAGUUGAAUGUUCACCGCAACUUUGACGGCGUCCUGCCGACGCUUUUUCCAUCGGCGGCGCGAACUUUUGUGAGGGGCGACGCGUACACCCGCAGCGACGGUGGCUUCGUUGCGGAGGUCCACGUUCCUGCUUCUACGCCCGCACCACUGCGGCAGGCGGCGCUGCACUCAGCGGCGCAGCUGCGGGUAUGGAGCUACGUCCCUGUGUUUGCCGGGCAGUACGGGCUGUACGUGUCGCGGCCAGAGGCUGUACUGAGGCCCGUCGUGCUGCACUACCACACGGGGGAGGAGAUGGUGUUGUUCAGCAGUCGGGGGAACUUUGUUGUCGCCAUUGCCCUGUCUCCCGCCUCCAAGGAUGAGGCGGUCUUCACCAGGCACUUUUUGCAGUCGAUGAUGGAUGCGAAGAAGCUGCAGCGGGAGAUCAGCGCGGCCCCGGCCUUUGUGUUUGACCACGGCAAGCCUCCUGUUUCUUUUCCGGAGAACCUUGACCUGCCGUCGCUGACGGAUGCCAAUGUGUUUUGGUGCAGCUUUCAGCUCUUUCGGCGGCAAAUGGAGCCUGAUGAGCACCUUGUCGAGACCGUCACGCAACUCGUGAACUUCCGCAGCACACUUGCCUAUCACAUUCACGCCUGUAGAACGUACAUGCACGCCCUGAUGCGGAAGCGGGUGGAGGCCAGUACGCAGGUGCUUAACAGGGCAAAGACGAAGACCACAGACAAGGCUAAGGUCACCCUGCACUGA
Molecule: messenger RNA, 984 nt
Organism: Trypanosoma rangeli
Lineage: Eukaryota; Euglenozoa; Kinetoplastea; Trypanosomatida; Trypanosomatidae
Product: ARP2/3 complex subunit
Exons: 1
Coding region: 1-984 (327 amino acids)
Biological process (GO): Arp2/3 complex-mediated actin nucleation; actin filament polymerization
Cellular component (GO): actin cytoskeleton; Arp2/3 protein complex
Molecular function (GO): structural constituent of cytoskeleton; actin filament binding
Source: RefSeq, a predicted model, not a curated record